Chinchilla lanigera (long-tailed chinchilla) is the source of this 978-nucleotide messenger RNA. It is a transcript of the gene Ltc4s, whose product is annotated as leukotriene C4 synthase. Gene Ontology annotation, biological process: leukotriene biosynthetic process. Lineage: Eukaryota; Metazoa; Chordata; Mammalia; Rodentia; Chinchillidae. Gene Ontology annotation, molecular function: glutathione peroxidase activity; enzyme activator activity; leukotriene-C4 synthase activity. The record is from RefSeq and is a predicted model, not a curated record. Gene Ontology annotation, cellular component: endoplasmic reticulum; membrane; nuclear envelope.
AAUCUGAACUACAUAGCGAGACCUUGUCUCAGACAAAACAAAGUAAAACAAAACACAAGUGGCAUGGUGGGGAAGCAGUGAUGGCCUCACAGAAGCCAUCCAGUGGGCUGACCACCAACCAGCCAGGCUUUGGGACAGGAUCUCCCUGCACUGCAGAGGCAGCUCGCCCCUUGCCUGCAAGGCCCAAGUAGGCAGCUCCGCCCACAGCAGCUGGGGCCUCCUGGCCUCCCCAGAGGCUAAAGGGAGCCAGGCAGGGUGUGGUUUGAGCAGAACAGCCAUGGCUGGGGCAGGAAAGACAAGAUGGGCACCCAGGCCUGUGACUGGACCAGGAUGGAGGGAGGAAGGUCUGAAGGGCCAGCUGGGCCCUGCUCAGGAUGCAGGGCCCGGAAGACUCCGCGUCGGGAGCACAGGAGCCUGACAACCCCAAGGCUGGAGCAGCUGGGUGCACAGCUUGGGCUGCGCUGGCACAGGACUAGGUAGGGAAGGGGCAGGAAGGACUGGGUGGAAGUGGCCAAGCUGUCCCUAGCCCCAGUUUCCGCCUGCUGGCCUGGCCAGGCUCCCUGCCUCUGUGGGUAUGGUCACCGCCCCCUCCACUGGGAAGGGGUGGGGAGGGCACCGAGGCCGCUGUUCCUCUCCCGGGCUGGCGCUGAGCAACAGACGGGCUGAUAAGCACUGAGGCGUCCUGCUGCCCACCACCAUGAAGGACGAGGUGGCUCUCCUGGCCACCGUCACUCUCCUGGGAGUCCUCCUGCAAGGUUGGACCCGCUGUACACGAGCGCGCGCGCACUCUGGCUGCUGCUGGCGCUGGCGGCUCUCGGCCUGCUCGCCCACUUCCUUCCGGCCGCGGCGCGGGCCGCGCUCCUCAGACCGCUGCGGGCGCUGCUGCGGACGGCCUGAGCCGAAGGACGAAGAGCCGGCCCGUGGGGCGCGGGAGGGGCCCCGCCGCGCUCCCAGCCCCUAAUAAAGUUCCGCCAGGCG